Messenger RNA from Loxodonta africana (African savanna elephant), 3025 nucleotides. It is a transcript of the gene NDRG1, whose product is annotated as N-myc downstream regulated 1. The coding region runs from base 151 to 1305 and encodes 384 amino acids. The transcript is spliced from 16 exons. The record is from RefSeq and is a predicted model, not a curated record. Gene Ontology annotation, cellular component: cytoplasm. Gene Ontology annotation, biological process: signal transduction. Lineage: Eukaryota; Metazoa; Chordata; Mammalia; Proboscidea; Elephantidae.
ACAUAAACAAACCUCGUCUGGCUUGCCGCUCCGCCCGGGAGCGCACGCCCAUCCUCGCGGUUUGACUUGGCUCUGCUGAGCGCCGCGCCGCCACCAGGCACCAGCUGCUUUGCCCUUCUCCCUCUGCCUUAGGCAGGUGACAGUAGAGACAUGUCUCGGGACCUGCAGGACGUGGACCUGGCCGAGGUGAAGCCUUUGGUGGAGAAAGGGGAGACCAUCACCGGACUCCUUCAGGAGUUUGAUGUUCAGGAGCAAGACAUCGAGACUUUACAUGGCUCCAUUCAUGUCACUCUGUGUGGGACCCCCAAGGGGAACCGGCCCGUCAUCCUCACCUACCAUGACAUCGGCAUGAACCACAAAACCUGCUACAACCCCCUCUUCAACUCCGAGGACAUGCAGGAGAUCACCCAGCACUUUGCCGUCUGUCACGUGGAUGCCCCCGGCCAGCAGGAUGGUGCCGCCUCCUUCCCUGUGGGGUACAUGUACCCCUCCAUGGACCAGCUGGCCGAAAUGCUUCCUGGAGUCCUUCACCAGUUUGGGCUGAAGAGUGUCAUUGGCAUGGGAACUGGAGCGGGCGCCUAUAUCCUAACUCGAUUUGCUCUGAACAACCCCGAGAUGGUGGAGGGCCUUGUUCUCAUCAACGUGAACCCUUGUGCAGAAGGCUGGAUGGACUGGGCCGCCUCCAAGAUCUCUGGGUGGACCCAAGCCCUGCCAGACAUGGUGGUGUCUCACCUGUUUGGGAAGGAAGAAAUGCAGAACAACAUGGAGGUGGUCCACACCUACCGCCAGCACAUCGUGAACGACAUGAACCCCACCAACCUCCACCUGUUCAUCAAUGCCUACAACAGCCGGCGGGACCUGGAGAUCGAGCGGCCCAUGCCGGGAGCCCACACUGUCACCCUACAGUGUCCUGCGUUGUUGGUGGUUGGGGACAGUUCUCCUGCCGUGGAUGCUGUGGUGGAGUGCAACUCUAAACUGGACCCAACGAAGACCACGCUUCUCAAGAUGGCGGACUGUGGCGGCCUCCCGCAGAUUUCCCAGCCAGCCAAGCUUGCUGAAGCCUUCAAGUACUUCGUGCAGGGCAUGGGAUACAUGCCCUCCGCCAGCAUGACCCGCCUGAUGCGGUCCCGCACGGCCUCAGGGUCCAGUGUCACCUCCCUGGAGGGCUCCCGCAGCCGCUCCCACACCAGCGAAGGUGCCCGCAGUCGCUCUCACACCAGCGAAGGUGCCCGUCUCGACAUCAUUCCCAGCUCCAGCGCCACUGGGAACAGCACUGGGCCCAAGUCCAUGGAGGUGUCCUGCUAGGCAGCCUUGUGGCCUCCGUCCCUGGACUUGGAUCUGUAGCAGCCCCCUCCCCUCCGGUCCUUCCCUCCCCACUGCCAGCCAUGCGCACAUAACUUGGCAUUAAUCCAAAGCUUAUUUUCCAAGAGUGAGCUCUGGUGAUGACAAAGUUAGAUGGGUUUGGGGUGAGUCUUUCUGACGCGGGCGGGGGCAGGGGUGGACCAAAGAAAAAGAGGCAUCUCAGUGGUUCUGUUUUUAUUAACCAGUGGCCUGGUGGCCACCCUCCUGCCCUCCCUCAGAGACACAAAACUGCCAAAAACAAGAAACGUAGCAGUCAACACUUCAUAAACCCAAGCCUGGGGUGCCCGGAGUAUCCUGCUGCAAACAGGCACUUUGUCAGAAGGCCAGCCCACCCACUUCCUCUUUCCUCUCCAACUAAAAAAAAAAAAAAAAAAAAAAACUGACCCCGUUUCUGGAAACAAAACCCCUUUCGGAUUUGGGAAGGGGGAGAGCAGUGAAUUGUGGGUAGCGCUUUUAACUAGGCAAAACAGGAAGGGGGAAAAAAAGAUGGAAUUUAUGUCGAGGCUACAGAUUAUUUGGAAAAACAAACCUACGUAGUGAAUGUCAAGCGAUAGAUUUUUAUUAAGUUGUGUGUAUGGACACUCUGUAAUGCUGAAGCCUUGGAGCCUGUUUUUCUGGCACCCUUUUAAUGUGUGGCUAAAGUGGACGAGGAAAUCGCCUGGCUUGACAAAGAGACAGUCUUGGCAAAGAGUCAGUGUCAUGAUUUUAAGACUUUAGCUCUGCCACCUACCCCCCUUCUAUAGCCCCCACCCCACCCCACCCCAAGCGUGUGAUUGUUUUCAUUCGUGGGGAAGACCAUAUAGACUUGUAGACGCAUUCUCCUAAGUGGGGGAAUACGUGCCCAUCAGCUGUACUGGCUGUGAUGUUUUUAAAUGCCGGGAAAAGGGGGGGUGAUAGUAUUGGGGUGGGGGGCGGUGUUUUGGGUGACUAGAUGCGAGGGCUCCUUUUGGUUGUGAUGUAGUCGGUGAAGUUGUCAUUUCAGGGGCUCCAACCCUGGUUCCCGGGAAUCUCGUGUAAUCGAGUCCAGUCCAGCUUCCAACCUGUGACAACUGGAGUGUAACCUGGACUCGAGGGCAGCCUGUGCGGACCUGGUGACAUUGCUCUAUAUCUUCAGCUGGAACUGUUUGCUCUUGAGCGGGUGGGGUUUAUGUGGGGAGAGGUGGCUGAGACAAUGUAAGGAUGCUAGAAUAUAUGUUCUGUGGGGCUUUCCUUCCCUCUCCUCUGCCUCCCCCUCUUCCCUGCCCAGCUAACCUCCUUUUGCUGAAUGGGGCGGCCCUACUGACUGGGCGUCGUCAGCGUCGCUGUCAGGUUCCCAUACUACUGCCUUUUGAGUUUCAUUCCGGCUAACCUUGGAUUUACUUAGGGGAAGUUUGAUCAGAGUGCAGUGAACACUGUGACUCAGCCUCUGGGGCCUGGUGACUUCCAGGACCCCUGAGUUGAUAGAAGGAAGCAGUCGAGCCUUCUAGGUAGCUGAGAGGCAGUGACUCAGCUGACCUGCCACCUACCACCUUGGAGGCUUCCUCUGACCUUGUGCAGAAAGGCUGGGGACAAGGCAAGAGUGGCUGAAUCAAGACAGGAAGCUAUCGUGUGAAAGACUUUGCAGAGGAGUUUCUUAAUGAGAUAUUUGUAUUUAUUUCCAGACCAAUAAAUUUGUAACUUUGCA